GGACAGAUAAACAGAGACGCUGAAGUAAACUGACGCUCCUUAAAUCUGCCGUGAGAAGGAAGCGCUCGGCUGUGAGAAACUGCUUCAGUAGGGCAGGUUAUCACGUACACUGCUGUAGAGUUUAAACUAAUCUCCAAUAUUACUGAAACACUGAAGAGCUGAGUGAAAAUGUGCAGACGGAAGAGCGGCUGGUCUUCGUUUGAGGUGUUCCUGACCACCACGGCCGCUCUGCUGUUGGUUGUAUGUAUUGGCCUGAUCGUCGUCUCCUGGCUGGCUCUCCAUCCCGCCAAUCAGGAUGAAGCAGUGACCCCCAACUCCACACUUAGUGGAAGUCUGACCAUUUCAGAAGGAGCUGUUUUCACCGAGGAGCUCCGAAACAAAAGCAGCAUGGAGUUCAAAGCGCUGGCCUUCGACUCGGAACUGCUGAUCUCUGAAGCUUUUGGCCGCAGUUCCCUCAAAGAUCAGUUCAGAAGCUGCAGAGUGACCGAGUUCAGCCAGGGCAGCGUAGUUGUGAAUUUUGACCUCUUCUUCCACGAUGCUGUGGAUUCAAAGUCAGCGGAGGACGAGUUGGUAGCCGGUGUCCAGACUAGUGGAGGACUUGUAGUAGACACCAGCAGCAUCCAGAUCUCAGCAGUGAAGUGUGCUGAUGGUCAGAAGGUGUGCAGAGACGGUCUGACGUGCGUUUCUGUGUCAGAGUUCUGUGAUGGAAAGCUGAACUGCCCCGAUGGCUCAGAUGAGUCUGAGAGGAUCUGCGCGACGGUGUGUGAUGGACAGUUCCUCCUGCUGGGUCCGAAUGGCUAUUUCCACUCUAAGAACUUCCCCCUGGUUUACGACAGUCAAACGAGCUGCCGCUGGAUCAUCCGUGUUAAUGAAGGUCUGGCCAUUAAGAUCAUCUUCGAUGUUUUCCAAACAGAGGAGGAAAUCGAUGUUUUGUAUCUUUAUGAGGGAAUCGGAGCUGAAAAGAAGCUGGCAUAUGCACUGUCCGGUUCUUCUCCUGGAACCGUCUGGCUCUUGUCCAGUGAAGCCACUGUUGAAUUCUCCUCCGACUUCAUCGUGAACGAGCAAGGCUUCAACGCCUCUUACUGGGCGGAGAACCUCAGCCAGCUUACCAAUGAGGAGAAGAUAACUUGCUCGUUUGAAGAGGGUUUCUGUUUCUGGAGGCAGGAGCCUGAAGAUGAUGGAGACUGGAUCAGAACGGCAGGCUCCACUUUCCCUCCCCUCACUGGACCGAGCUUUGACCACACGCUGGGAAACCAGUCUGGAUACUACCUCGUAACGCCCAACAGUCCGGGGACCUGGGAGAAAGUUUUCCGGAUCUACAGUCUUCCUCUCGCUUCGGACAGUCAAGAAGCGUGUCUGCAGUUCUGGUAUCACAUGUAUGGAGCGGACGUGUUCCGCCUGGUGGUGAUGAGCGAGCGAGGGUCAGUCAGCACCGUCCUCUUCCAGAAAGAGGGAAACUACGGAGACGCCUGGAACUUCGGCCAGAUAACCAUAAAGGACACAGCAGACCAAACGAUCGUCUUUGAAGCGCGGAAGAACGGAGGACUGCUGAACGAUAUCGCGCUGGAUGACAUCAGCAUGACCUCUGGACCGUGUGGAGAAAGUCCACAUCCAGAUCCAACUCCAGUUCCUCUGACCACCACCCCCCCACCCAUACCAUCCGACUGUGGGGGUCCGUUUGAUCUGUAUGAACCAAACACAACCUUCAGUUCACCCAACUAUCCCAACGGCUACGGGCACGGCGCCUCCUGUUUGUGGACCCUUCAUGCUGAAAAUGGCAAAAAUAUUCAGCUGCAUUUCCAGGAUUUCGCUUUGGAGGCUUCGUAUGACAUGGUGGAGGUCCGAGACGGAGUAGAGCCGAAUUCUACAUUACUAGGUGUCCUGACAGGGGACCGUGUUUUUCCCGAUCUGUUCUCCACGUCCUCUCGGAUGAGCGUGUGGUUUUACUCUGACUCGUCUGGAAACGAUCGAGGAUUUCUCGCCAAUUUCAGCACAGGUUUCAGCCUCGGUCAGCCAGUUCCGUGUCAGAGUGGACAGUAUCAGUGCCGUUCAGGAGAGUGUGUGUCCACUUCCAGUGUGUGUGAUGGUGUGGUCAACUGCUCCGAUGCUUCUGAUGAAGCUCAUUGUGUACAUUUGAUGUCAGUAAAUUUCACUGGACCUCAGCGUCUGAGUCUUCAGAUUCAGAACAGCCUCUACUCGGCCUGCGCUCUCGACUGGAGCCCGAACUUCUCUGACUUCUUCUGCCGAUACCUGGGCUACAGGUCAGGAAGUGCUUCGUUUUUGCCCGUGUCGGAGGGGGACGCUCUGUUUGCUGUUGUCAGCUCGGCUGCAGAUGGUUCUCUGGAUAUAAAACCCAGUGAAAAUUGUCCAGGUGAAAAGGUCGUAUCACUGCACUGUGACAACCAACCGUGUGGAACCCGGAUGAUUAACAUAACAACGGCCUUCAGCUGGUCUGCAGUAGGAGAUCUGGGUAUGGAAAAGGAGGGAGAGGAGGCUGAGAGCUCUUCAGGCAGAGUGGUGGGAGGAGAGGAUGCACCGAAAGGUGCCUGGCCCUGGAUGGCGUCUCUGAAGUGGGCGGGCCGGCAUGUGUGCGGAGGGGCGUUAAUCGACAGAGAGUGGCUGAUCACAGCUGCGCACUGCGUCUUCGGGAAGAACGUCCAGCUCUCUAACUGGGUGGUCAUGUUGGGUCUUCAUGCUCAGUACGAGUCCGACACUUCAGAGAGACAGACGCGUCAAGUGGACCAGGUUAUAAUGAACCCGCACUACAACCGACGGACUAAAAACUCCGACAUCGCUCUCAUGCACUUACAGACCAGAGUCAACUUCACAGAUUACAUCCAGCCGAUCUGCCUGCCUCACCCUGAGCAGCGAUUUGAACCUGGCAGGAAGUGUGUGAUCGCUGGCUGGGGCACACUAACUGAAGGAGGUUCAGUAGCUAAUGUACUGCAGGAGGCUGUCGUUCCCCUCAUCGAUAACGCUCUGUGUCAGGAGUGGCUGCCUCAGUAUACUAUCAACCAACGCAUGGUGUGCGCAGGUUACGCUGAGGGAGGGGUCGACUCAUGCCAGGGGGAUUCUGGAGGUCCGCUGAUGUGCGAAGAGGAGGGCCACUGGGUGCUGGUGGGUGUGACGUCAUUCGGAUCGGGCUGCGCUCAGCCGAAACAGCCCGGAGUGUACGCCCUGGUCAGUGAGUUCACUGACUGGGUGGUGGAGACACGACGACUCAACUCACACUGGAGCGGCUCGAGAUAG
This is a messenger RNA of Colossoma macropomum (tambaqui), 3249 nucleotides long. RefSeq names its product transmembrane serine protease 15 (gene tmprss15). Gene Ontology annotation, molecular function: protein binding; serine-type endopeptidase activity. The record is from RefSeq and is a predicted model, not a curated record. The transcript is spliced from 24 exons. Gene Ontology annotation, cellular component: membrane. Lineage: Eukaryota; Metazoa; Chordata; Actinopteri; Characiformes; Serrasalmidae. Bases 169 to 3249 code for a protein of 1026 amino acids. Gene Ontology annotation, biological process: proteolysis.